UAUUCUCAGCACAGUUUACGCGUCCUGUGUUACGAAAUAUUUGCUGUGCGCGGACACAACAGCAAGACAACGGGCUUCAGCCACAACAUGUCUUGCUACGCGUUGUCGAAUCCUUCUCGGGUGCACAACAACAAACGGCCGGCAUCCCAAGCAAAUUGGAGCUCACGUCCUCGUAGCAAAGCGGGCCUAGAUGUGGUCAAAGCAGAUAUGCAGCAGAUUUAACCGUUUAUUUCGCUGACAUGUCCAAUCAGCAUCGGUCUUCACGGCCCCUGCGACGUUAUAUUGCGCAGGCCGACCUGUCGGGCCGCGUUCACUGGUGCACUCAUCGUCAGUGGCUCAUGAGCCCUGUGAAGUCGGGCAUCCCCCGUCUCCAACACCCCUGGUUCCGCUCUCCCCCAGCCACUAACAGACGCUCAGGCGCCGUCGCUCAGCGGCAGACACCCAUGUCUUUCACUCCUGCUUGCGCGCAGCAAGCCCUGUCCCUGCUCGUCCUAGAUGUCACUAACCUGGUGGAGCACACUGAGCACCUUCCAUCUUCUCCACAUACUCUCCGCUGCUCGACCAAGCCGGCCAUGUUCCUACAUAGUGAGAUCAUCCCUACACCUGUUGUUACUUUACCGGCCACAAAGCAUCCUGUUCCCGUGUCACGGCAUGCAAUACUACGGGAUAUGCCAAUGAUCGCUCUUCAGCAACUACAAUCCCUACUCGAAUCUUUGCUCAGCUACCUGGACCAUCCACCACUCAUUCUGAUUCGCAACCACCGUUUGUCUCACUUCGGUCUGUGCAGUUCGCCAACCUUCACUCGACCCUAACUCCUUGACCACAUCCUCGUCUUAUUCCCACACAGAAGGGCAGAACCCCUUCAUCAGCCAUCGCCCUGCAGUGGUCCGUGACCAGGCUCUUGCGUUCUCUACUCCCCUGCAAAUAAGUUAUCUACCUGACCAGGCGUAUAACCCGGGCAUUCCAACUCACAACAUCCGUGCUCGCGUGCGCGCGACAGGUUUCCCCAGAAUAUCCUGUCAACUUCAAUGGUUGUUGCCAUAACUACAUUUGCCGGCCACUUGUGGGGACCUGCACAC
This is a messenger RNA of Alternaria alternata, 1079 nucleotides long. RefSeq lists its product as hypothetical. Lineage: Eukaryota; Fungi; Ascomycota; Dothideomycetes; Pleosporales; Pleosporaceae. The transcript is spliced from 2 exons. The record is from RefSeq and is a predicted model, not a curated record. The coding region runs from base 240 to 812 and encodes 190 amino acids.